Messenger RNA from Coregonus clupeaformis (lake whitefish), 1909 nucleotides. Its product is annotated as zinc finger protein 664-like. Lineage: Eukaryota; Metazoa; Chordata; Actinopteri; Salmoniformes; Salmonidae. The record is from RefSeq and is a predicted model, not a curated record. The transcript is spliced from 2 exons. Bases 241 to 1461 code for a protein of 406 amino acids.
CAACAACACUGCAACUGAUUCAGCCACCUCGACAGCUAGCUAGCCAUCCAGCCAACCUAAAACCGAAACAUUGGAGCUCUUUGACCAUUUUUGUGUAUAUUAACCAACGUGUUUUAAACACGUAUUUACUAUACUCCAUUUAAUUUAAUAUUUACGUUGUCAGUAAGAUGGCUUGUUAAAUUAGCCUAGCACUGGGCUAGUCGCUAAUGCUAACUAGCUGGUUAGCUAACAUCUUCGACCAUGACCUUGCCCCUUGCUAAAGAAGAGCAGGUCUUCUGGACAGAGAAAGAAGCUCUCGUGAAAGAGGAGGAGGGAGAGGAGGCUGUCACCAUCAAAAAAGAAGUAGAGGGUGAAGCUGUUACAGUGAAAGAAGAAGAAGUUACAUUGAAUGAAGAGGAAGAUGCUUUCAGAGUGAAAGAGAAGGAGGAUGUUACUGUGAAAGAAGAGGAUGCCGUUUUCGGAGUGAAAGAGGAGGAGGAGGCGAUGACUGUCACAGUGAAAGAAGAGGGGGACGUUUUUGGAGUGAAGGAAGAGGCGGAGAUUACUGUCACAUUGGAGGAGGAAGAAGAGGGUACUGGAGAUCUGUUUAACACCAGAGAGAGACCAAACUCUUACUCUGAAAGCGGGACGAGUCCCUCAGAGGAACCAGACCCAGCAACGUCCAAACCAGCAAGACCACAUCACUGCUCUCAGUGCGGAAAGAGAUUUAUCCAGUUAGGGCACCUGAAAAAACAUAAGAGAACGCACACAGGAGAGAAGCCUUACCACUGCUCCCAAUGUGAAAAGCGAUUUUCCUCAUCAGGUUCCCUGAAAUCACAUGAGAGAAUACACUCAGGAGAAAAGCCUUUCCAAUGCUCCCAGUGUGGAAAGAGAUUUAUCCGGUCAUCACAUCUGAAAUUGCAUAAGAGAGUACACACAGGAGAAAAACCAUUCCAAUGCUCCCAGUGUGGAAAAAGUUUUCCCUCAUCAGAUUCCCUGAAAAGACAUCUAGGUUUACACUCUGGAGAAAAGCCUUACCACUGCUCAGACUGUGGGAAGCGAUUUAGCCGGUUAAACGGCCUGAAACGACAUGAGCGAAUACACACUGGAGAGAAGCCUUACCAAUGCUCCAAGUGUCAAAAUAGUUUUGCCCAGUCAGCAUACCUGAAAUACCAUGAAAGAACACACACAGGAGAGAAGCCUUACCAUUGCUCCCAGUGCAGAAAGAAUUUCACCAUGUCAUGUAACUUGAAAACACAUGAGAGAAUACACUCUGGAGAGAAGCCCUAUCAAUGCUACCAGUGUGGAAAGAGUUUUAACCAGCAAGGGAGCCUCAAAAUACAUGAGAGAACACACACAGGACAGAAGCCUUACUACUGCGCCCAGUGUGGAAAGAGUUUUAAGAAGUUAGGGAAACUGAAGCAGCAUGAGAAAAUACACACAAGCGAGAAGCCUUUUGGAAUUUCUCCCACUGUGGAAUGAAAUGAACAUAAGCUAACAAACUCUGUAAUGUUGCCUUUCCACUUAUCCUACUGUGGAAAGAUAUUUACCCAGUUAGGGCACCUGAAAGACCAUGAGGUAACACACACAGGGGAGAAGCAAACAGGGGAGAAGCCUUACCACUGCUCCCAGUGCGGAACGAGAAACUUAGAAUUCAUGAGUGAACACACACAAAUUGCUCCCAUUGUCUCAUAUUUGUUACAGAAAAUGUGUGCUUUUUGUUUAUGCCAAAUGAAAUCUAAUUGGAUAAAGCCUACUAAAAAAUGUAUUGGUAUGUUUUAAAACAAAUCUCAAGACAUGAAUUCAAAUCUAAGUUAAUUUGUCACGUGCAAUUUGUCACGUGCACCGGAUACAACAGGUGUACACAGUACAGAGAAAUGCUUAGAAUGGAAUAUGUCAGUUGGAAUAUAGAGCACAUCAGAUUCCAUUU